Molecule: messenger RNA, 1737 nt
Organism: Trichomonas vaginalis G3
Lineage: Eukaryota; Parabasalia; Trichomonadida; Trichomonadidae
Product: spectrin binding
Exons: 1
Coding region: 1-1737 (578 amino acids)
Biological process (GO): protein localization to ciliary inversin compartment
Cellular component (GO): ciliary inversin compartment
Molecular function (GO): protein binding
Source: RefSeq, a predicted model, not a curated record
AUGGACACAGAUUUAUUUGAAGUAGAGGACAUGAUAUGGAGCUGUACAAAUGAGAACAUGGAAACUUGUCUUGAGAAAAUUCAAAAUUUUAUUAAUAAAAAACCAGGGAAUGCAGAUAUAGUAUAUGAUACUGCAUUUCAAGCAUCAAUAUAUCGUCCCAAAAUACUUUUGAACCUUUCCACGAUCGUUCAACUUGCAUUAGAAAAGAGAAUUUAUACCCAUGAAUCAAGUAAGACCCCAUUGAACUCUAUUCUUAUUAAGCGCAAUAUUAUCAAAUCCAAAGAUUCCCAAAACAAGACAUUAGAAGAAAUACUCGAGCUUUAUCCCCCAAAUUCAGUUCAACACGCACUUUUAUGGGAUAAUGUCUCAGAAAUCUCAGCAAAGAUGAUAGACAAAUACAUUAAAUCCAAAGAAUUAAUUUCCCUGGACCCACUCUUCCAAGGUGUAUUUUCCAUUGUGAAUGUAGCUGCUUAUCUCGGUGCCGUGAACAUUUUUAAUUUAUUGUUGACAUAUAAAGUUAAAGUUGACGAUAGUACAGCGACGAAUGCCAUUUGUGGUGGGAAUAAUGACAUCAUAAAUCAAUGCAAAGAUGUUAUAGUAUACAAUGAAGAUAAAUUACAUUACGCGAUGAUGCAUUACAGAACAGAAAUGGUUGAUUUAAUUUCCCAGAAAAUUGGCAAAAAACCUUUAUUAACUGAUACAAUCAGAUACCACAAUACGAAGCUGUUUUACGACUUGAUACAAGAAGGUGCUGAUGUCAAUGCACAUAAUAGUGAUGAAAAACCACCAAUCAUUCUUGCAGCAAGUGGGUACAAUGAAGAUAUUGUUAGAGUACUUAUAGAAAAAGGUGCCAAUGUAAAUGAAAGGACAAAAAAUAAUUUGACACCAAUUUUCUUUGCAGCAAAGAAUGGAUGCACACCAAUUUUCAAGUUGCUACUGGAUGCUGGAGCAGAUAUUAAUGCUAUCGAUACAAGUGGAAGAGAUGUAAUGCUUCCGGCAAUUUCAAGUGUUAAAUCAGAAUUAAUUUAUUUUAUUUUAGAAAACGGUUAUGACAUGUCAAGAAAUCAAUACCAAAAUCUCAAAUUACUGGUUAUUAAUGACCUCAUUGACAUUAUGAAAGCAUUUCUACAGAAAGGAGCUUACAAGAGAUGGCACAAACAUGAUGGUUUGAUGGAAUGCAUUUUGAGAAAACAAAACAUCGAAAUGUUUAAAUUGGUAGCUGAAUUUGGAGUCGGAAUUCAAAGUUUUGAUUCUUCAAAAAUGAAUUUACUGAUGAUGGCUGCUAGUUUAGGCAAUAUUGAUGCCUGCAAGUACCUCUUAGAUAACAAUGUUGAUGUAAAUGCAAUUGACUUAAGAGGAAAAACUGCACUUCAUUUUGCGGUCAAAUAUCCCACAAUCAUCAAAUUAUUAAUUUCAAAAGAGGCAAAAAUUGAUGCUAAAUGCUCUUUCGGGUCUACUCCAUUGAUAGAUGCUACAAAAAUCAGUAAUGCUCAUUCUGUUCACAUUCUUCUCAAAAAUGGAGCUGAUCCAAAUAUCAGAGACUCCUCUUCAAACUUUCCACUUUCUUACGCAAUUAUGUCUUAUUCAUUGGAUGUUAUGACCGAAUUAGCAGCUUAUAAUCCAGACAUACAACUAACAGAUUCAACUGGAAGAAAUGCUGCAAAAAUUAUACAUCAAACGUGGACAAAAGAACUCGCAAGGCCUGUUUUAGAUAUAUUAGAAUCAAUAAAGAAAUAA